AUGGUGUAUAUGGACCUGCGCUGCCGCAGCUUCGCAAUUCAGAAGUAUCACGCGUUUCGAAACGGGUCAUAUCCCGUGGAAGCCAACAUCCCUCAUUCCCAACUUCAUCGGUUCACUGAAGAGCUGCCACAAGACCCCUGGGAGACGAUUAUUUCAGGGCUCGAAGCCCUCGGAGGCCCUCUAGAUCAAGAGGAUCACCCGAACACGAGCGUCAAAGAGGUGCAUCUCAUGGACCUUGCAGAACCUUCGGAAGCUGCGUCCAAUGCGAAUACUAGGACAGAUGCUUCCAGUAAACCGCGACAGGUCGGAGGACCAACCUUCACUCCGUACGAUAUGGCACGCAUCAAUCAAAUCGCCCAAAGUCUAGCCCAAGAGGCCUCGAAAGAGACGAUGGACAAGAUUAGGGCGGGUUUCCAGCUUAUAGAACCCGCGCAACGACAGAAGAUGGAACGGCAGGGCCAGGAUCUUGUUAAACUUUACUUUAGACGCCCAGCAGUGAUGGCUCUCCAGAGGGAGAGGGAGAUGCAGAGGCAGCUCCAACGUCAGAUGCAGGAGCAAAGCCCGAUGCAGGGACAAGGCCAGAUGGCGCUCGGUCAGCCUUUCAAAGGCGCAGUGUGCUCAACCGACAAGCUUCUUAAAGACUUAUCAGUAAUAUGGCAUAAGGUUUAA
Molecule: messenger RNA, 669 nt
Organism: Coniosporium apollinis CBS 100218
Lineage: Eukaryota; Fungi; Ascomycota; Dothideomycetes
Exons: 1
Coding region: 1-669 (222 amino acids)
Source: RefSeq, a predicted model, not a curated record